Messenger RNA from Didymella exigua CBS 183.55, 1308 nucleotides. Its product is annotated as amidase signature enzyme. The transcript is spliced from 3 exons. Bases 1 to 1308 code for a protein of 435 amino acids. The record is from RefSeq and is a predicted model, not a curated record. NCBI's taxonomy places the organism in Eukaryota, Fungi, Ascomycota, Dothideomycetes, Pleosporales, Didymellaceae.
AUGAUGAAGCACUCGAGUGUACCUUCCGCCAUGACCAGUGAAAGUACCAACGCGUCGAACCCCUCUCUGAACGACAUUUCAAUGCCGGAACUUCAACACCUCCUCGACUCUGGCGCACUGACUUUCAGCCAAGUGGUUUGUGCAUAUCGUGCGCGCAUCGCAGAAGUGGAUCACGAGUUCCAAUCUGUCAUCGAGACCAACCCUGACGCUUGUGCUGACGCGCAAGCUCGCGAUACCGAACGUGCUGCAGACCAAAUCUGCUCUAGUCUCCACGGCCUUCCCAUCCUCCUCAAGGAUAACGUUCGUACACUCGAUCACAGAGAAACAACAUGUGGUUCCAUUGCACUUGUCGGCGCUAGACCACGGCACGAAGCCGCACUCAUGACAGCAUUACGCGACGUAGGUGCUGUCAUACUAGGAAAACUUGAGAUAUGCUGGUCGAUCACGAGUCCGACGGAGAAGAGCGGGGUUGUAGGGUAUAAACCGGCCAAAGAUCUCAUUCCGUCCGAGAGUAUCAUCUAUGCGAGUAAGAACCUGGAUACGGUCGGUGUACUGACGAGAGCUGUCGAAGAUGCUGUGCACGUCACCCAAUCGCUCAGAGAGUCGAUGGCAGACGGUGCCUUGCGGCAUUCGCCGAAGGACUCUAGCUCAGCCGCAUUCAUGGACGGUCUUCUGGAUGCGAUCCGGCCAAAGAAGCUCGAUCUGAGGGGCCUUUGUACCGGCAUACCUAGCGAUUUGGUCGACCUCGAGUCUCCACCGCCAUGCAAACUUGAGGCUUUUGGCCGAGCGCUGUUCCGCUUGGAGAUCAAAGGCUCCAGAUUUGUCAUAAAAGUCUAUACAGAGGGCUGGCAUGAGUAUGGGCAACUGACGCAAGAGCAGACGCAGAUCGUACUGCACACUGACAGGAAGGUGACCAUUGAUGAAUAUCUGUCGAGCUUACAGACUAACCCACAGAACACGAAUAAUCUCCAGGACCUGGUCGGUUUCACGAAGACUUGCCCGGAAGAAGAGUUUCCCGCCCGUAACGUGACAGGCCUCGAGCGAGCACAGGCCACAGACCCAUAUGGUAAGCUGUACAAGACAAUGUUGGAGAAAGACAUGUACUUUGCUGGAUGCAUCGCCGACACUCUCGAUCGAUACAAUUGCGACGUGCUACUGAUACCAUUUCUACCCCCAGUCUUACAGACUUUUGCAGCGAAAGCAGGAUCUCCAGUCAUGAGUGUGCCUUUGGGUGUCUAUCCAGAUGAUACGCAAAUUGUCAUCGAUCCCAAGAAUGACCUGAUCACAGAGGCGCCAGGGAAUCUGUGA